GGUCUCACUCACAAAGCGUCGCGCACAGUUGCCGGAGGCGUUUUAUGAUCGAGGUCGUUACUGCUGUACGAGCGCAGCGCACUGAAGUUAGCACCGGUCUAAUGGGGAUGCUUUUCUUGGACUCCAGGGACGAAUUUCGAUAGCUUGACAUCACAGUUUCGUUCAAUUUCAGAUCUCGAAGAACUUUCCACAGCGAUCCACAAGUAACUCGCCAUCAUGGGUGAUGUUAUUUCUACCAACUUGGACGAGGGCAAGCGCGAGAUGAUCACAGCCCGCACCAGAGCCAUCAUGAAGGAGUUUGGCACGAUUUAUGAGCAGCAGUAUGCUGUGGCUCUCUUCAACAGCGUGAGAUAUGAGCUUGAAGGUGGCGGGACCCCCCAGACACAACUAUUACACAGAAAGGACCCUCUGAAAAACAAGUCCAUUUUCUCUGGUGGCCUCUUUCAAUAUCUGGAGGAGAGCAAGAAAUGGAGGAGUCGUUUUUUGUACGUGGGCGACACCUACAACAUCGGCCUGUACGAGAGCAAGGCAGCACAUGAACGAGGUCUCCAAAGCAAAGGCAUCAUUAAGUGUGCCGGGUAUAGAGCCUUGACCUCUAUGGAGGAAUACUUGGGGCUCUUAAACAACAGCCCGAGUGAUGCAAAGGCCAAAGCCGGGACCGCCCCAUUCCUGAAGUGUCCCACACAGUAUCCCCUCAUCUUGUGGCAUCCGUACGCCCGCCAUCACUACUUCUGCGUCAUGACAGAGAAAGAACAGAAUAAGUGGCAUGCCGUCUUCCAGGAUUGUGUGAGACACACCAACAACGGACUGUCGGAAGAGUGCAAGGUCUCGACGCCAGCGUUCACCGACGCCCUUCGGCUAUACAGACAGGCCAAGGGUCACUAUGGUACCUGGGACAUGAUGUGUGGAAAUCCGCCACAGAUUCUUGCUAGCCUUGUGAUGGAGACCCUGCAUCCGGAGCUGCAGACUAUGAUCGUACCGCGUCUAAAAGGGAAACUACAGCAGAAACAGAGGGACUGGAUGCUGAUCUCAGAUGCAGUGUACAAACAGGUGCUGUCACAGACUCAAACUCGGUAUGACGCUCUGGUGCAGGCGUGUGAGGUGGAGCGCCCCCGCCUGGACGCUGCACUGCGCACCGACAUGGACCAAAUCAUCACAUCCAAAGAGCAUGUUACAGGAAAGAUCCGGGCUUUGGUGUUGCCCCGUGCUGAACAACUUUUGAGAAGCAACGUUCAGCCCUACAUCCACUCCAUUCUGGAGGCCCUCAUGGAGCCCACCAGCAGAGGAUUUUCUGAAGUGAGAGACAUCCUCUUCCGGGAGCUGGUGGACGUCACCAAGAACACAGUGAAUGACGGCAGCAAAGAGAAACUGGGAGAGCAAAUGGAGAAGAUUUCCAUGCUGGCCUUCCACCCUGUGAAAAUGCAGGGCUGUUAUGAGAAGAUGGAGAUGUUGAACCUGGAGGGGCUCCAACAAAGAUUCGACAUUUCCAGCCCGUCUGUGUUCAUCCAGAGAGCUCAGAUCCUUAUGAGACAGCAAAUGGACAAUGCAGUGCACACGUUUGAACAGCUGGUACGUCAGAGUGCAGAGGAACACAGUGGAGAAGAUCUGUGCAAGACCCUGCAACGCUCUCAGGACCGAGUGCUUAAAAAAUAUGACUAUGACAGCAGCUCGGUGAGAAAGAAGUUCUUUAGGGAGGCACUGCUACAGAUCAUCAUACCAUACAUGCUAAAACAACUCUCUCCAUCCUGUUCAGCGGAUUUGCCUAGAUUCAAAGAGCUCAUCUUUGAGGACUUCUCUAGAUUUAUACUAGUAGAGAACACCUUUGAGGAAGUGGUUCUCCAGUCUGUGACCAAAGAUAUCAUGAUGGCGGUAAAAGAGGCUGCAGUUCAGAGAAGACACAACCUGUACAGGGACAGCAUGGUUCUGACCAACAGUGACCCCAACCUGCAUCUGCUGGGAGACGACACCAUCGACUGGGCUGGGCAGUUUGGAGGGGUUAAAGGCGAGAGGCAGGGAGGUGAAGCGGGCAACAGGAGACGCAAACAGAUAGUCUCUAUGAUUCAUCUGGAAGGAAUGCCUCCACUGCCCUACGAGUCUUGUCUGGAAGUGCCAGGUGUUGAUAAUAUCCCUGAGGAGAACGAAGGACAUGAUGUGGCAGCAGAGAAGCCAGAAUCUCCAAAACCAGAACCGGAGGAACACGGGACCUUGAAAACAAACCCGGGGUCUCCUGACAGCAUAGACCAAAUCCGUCAUCUUAUCAACCCUGUGGAAGAGGUCGUCGUCCCUACUUCUGAAGAAGAUGGCUCACAGUUAACCAAUGGGGUGCUGCCUUUGGAGCAGGGUGAUGAUGUGCAGCAUAUCACCACGGUAACCGAAACGAUGCCAAGGCAGUCACCUACAAAAGGUUUAAGUGUGACCGAUGAAACAUCAGACCUGUCAGUGACGGGUCAGAGUUCAGACACCGACCUUUUAGAAGACCAGCAAACCAUUUCUGCCAUCGAGAGCGCCAUUCAACAGAUCGUGAACGCCGUUCAGGAAGAUUCUGAUGGAGAAUUCCCCCAAAUAUCUUCCAACUCCAGCCCAAAUCACCAUGAUGACAGUGGCUUUCAAUCUCCAGCCAAUGAGAACGUAGAGGAAGGAGAGCCUCAGCCAAUCACAGUGGACACAGAGCAGGUGAUGUUAACUAUGGUGGAGGGAGUGAAAAUGCCCGUUUGUUGAUUAAGCAUUUCUGACACGUGAAAAGAAAUGGAAAACCACAAAAUGCUUUGAGGGUGAUUCGCAAACCAAACAGAGCGGAAACAUGUUAUAAACUCAUCACAUUUGCAAAAACAUUUUCUUCUUUCUGUAACAUUUAUGAUCAUUUUAUUUUGUUUUGGGGAUGUUAUUUUUCAAUGCGUGUGUGUAUAUAUAUUGAAUAUUAUCAUUUAUACGUUAAGAUGAACUCUUGUGCCUUUGUAUUUUUAACUUGAGACUCCCACACUAAUUUUUAUUUGUGGCAGAUAUCGCAAUAUGAACUGUCAUCGGUUGUUUUUCUGCUCCUGUGCUUUUCAGCUACUGUACGUUUUAGCAUAAAUCUUCACAUUUGGUUACAGGUGAUAUAGCCAUAGCAUCCCUUUGCAAGGGGUUUAGUAUUAUUCAUGUUACUGUCAGGAGAUGCCUGCGCUAAUGCAGAUGUUUAAAUCUAAACUCCACCUUGUAGUCAUACGUACAGUAAAGUGGCUUUAUGCACUAGACAGGCUCUCUGAGUUGCAGAAAACUACAUUGAUAUUUUAUCCUGGCAAACUGCAACUUUACAUCAAAUUUUUGUUCUAUUCUGUGGCGCAUAUUUAAACACUAAUGUAUUAAUGCAGCAUAAUUGAGCACUUACAAAAUGAUUAUGCAAAUGCAUUUAUUAUAAUAAAUUAAAUAUUGCUUUUAAUGUUUGUUAUCACUUCAUCUGGUUUGAAAUACAGAAAAAACAAAAUUGUUUCAUUAGGAAGCAUACGACAGAAGUGUGUGUUUAGUGCUCACAGAUAUGACGUGACCCACAUUUACAGCAUGUUUGUGUGCGAUCGAGAGGAUGAAAAUAGUGCUACACGGCUACAGAUAGAGUUUGUUGAUAUUGAGGUCCGAGGAUUUGAGUUAUUACAGCUUUUAAUUGGUUUCAUUAUAAGCCUGAACAGUCAGCAGUACAGCUGAAACGCCUGCUUAAGGAACUCUGUAAUGGUUGAACAACAGGUCAGGUCAGCAAAACUGUGCUCUGUGAUUUUUGAAAAUUUAUUAUCUAUGUUGCCAUGUUUUAAACGCACAUUUCUGCAGAUUUAUCCAAACUUAUUUUAUCUCCAGACUGGUAAUAUCUUUUAUUUAUUUUAAGUGUGUUCAAUGUUAUAUUAUUUUCUAAAGCCUGUCAUUUCUUUGUUUGGCGGCAGUGGAUUAAUAAAUGACAAGUUAUUUUAAAAUGG
Messenger RNA from Triplophysa dalaica, 3941 nucleotides. It is a transcript of the gene niban2a, whose product is annotated as niban apoptosis regulator 2a. Lineage: Eukaryota; Metazoa; Chordata; Actinopteri; Cypriniformes; Nemacheilidae. The record is from RefSeq and is a predicted model, not a curated record. Bases 217 to 2718 code for a protein of 833 amino acids. The transcript has 14 exons.